Poeciliopsis prolifica (blackstripe livebearer) is the source of this 4764-nucleotide messenger RNA. Its product is annotated as neurabin-1-like. Gene Ontology annotation, molecular function: actin filament binding. Gene Ontology annotation, cellular component: postsynaptic density; dendrite; actin cytoskeleton. The transcript has 20 exons. Lineage: Eukaryota; Metazoa; Chordata; Actinopteri; Cyprinodontiformes; Poeciliidae. The record is from RefSeq and is a predicted model, not a curated record. Gene Ontology annotation, biological process: neuron projection development; actin filament organization; calcium-mediated signaling. The coding region runs from base 534 to 4436 and encodes 1300 amino acids.
GCGGAACCACUCGUUUCUCUGCGUGGAUCUGCCCCGUCCAGUGGAGUCCAGUCCGUCACAAACACAGAAUCACUUCGCAGACAGGCUUUGCCUCCACUGCCAUCUCACAGACACAGGUAGGCAGGAACUCAAGUCAGAUGGUGCUGCAUCCCUGCACAUGCAGAGCAGGCGUGAGGCACACAGGUUCAUAUUUGCAAAUGGCUUGCCUCUAAACCUGGAAAUACUCUAUUGGAGUUAAACAACAGACAAAGAGAGGGAGCCGUCACCACCGACUGACUGAAAACAAACAAGCCUGCGAUGUCAGGACGGAAGUGUGCGGAGAAAAGUGUUAAUAUGUGAAUUGAAGAAAUGCCCCACAAACAUUGAAAAUAAUUGACUCAUACAGGAUUUUUAUUUAUUUAUUUUUUCUUUAUUGCAACCACUGCAGAAACUAUUUUGUGUGUGUGUGUGUGGUGCCCCUCUUUGCAGUGAGCUGUCCCAUUUACCGCAUUUUUAAAACUAAUUUUCUUUAACCUCACAUAGACUAAUUGCAGAUGAUGCGGACAGACAGCAGAGGCCGAAGUGCCUCCCCUCACCGGAUUACAUACAAAUCUGACUUUCAUGCUAUCAAAUGCACAUUUGACACUGGAAUUAGUCUGCAAGGAGGGCCCAAAGCUGCUUCUGCUGCUGUUGCCAUCCAGGGUUCUGCGGUGCCCUCUGACUACCUGUCCACCAGCAACAUCACAGGGAGCCGAGGUCGGAUCCAAGGGACCAGGGGCACCAAGAUAAGAGAAAACAUUUUUCUUCAAAUGGACAGCCAGCAGUCGAGACAAGACGGUGCUCUGGUCUCGGGUUCUGGCUCCAUCCCUCUCCUUUCUGCGUCGCAUCCCAGCUUUCAACUCAACGCUUCUCCUUUCCCCGAAUCCAGGCAUUCAGUCAUGAGUUUCUCCCCCUCCUUUUUGAGCAGUCUAGCAAGUAUUUCGCCCACAGAAAAACUGCUGCAAGAUAAACCGUCCAGAUCAGAGAAAAAGGUGGAUAUUGACAGAGUUGCUCUGGCUCAGAAGUUUUCGGUGACCCGGAGGCUGUUUGAGAAUAAGAUGUUGGAGGUUAGCGGCGCAGGAGGAGGACAGGUUUUAAAACCUCAGAUCAUCAGGGGAAGCAAGGGGGCUGCCGAUGGAAAAGGAGAAGUAGAAAAGCUGCAAGAGGCAAGUGAGAAAAUCAAAGAAGAGAAUGUGUCAGGUAAAGACAUAUCUAUAAACCACAGUAUAAACAUGAAGGCCCCUCAAGCUGAGUCACUGAUGAGGCAUUCUGAAUCUUCAGUGCUGAAUGGGCCUGGUGAGGUUGCAACAUCGCAGUCAAAGGAAGAGACGGGAGUCGGCUCGGCACCCGAGGAGACCCUCAGGGCAGAACUCGUCAACGUAAAGAAUGAUUCUUCAGAAAGUGACGAGAAUGAAGAAGAGGGAGUGCAGAAGGACAAAUGCUGGCCAAAAGGUGAGAUCGAAAUGCAUCUGAACAAAGCUGAUGAGGAAGAUCUGAAAGCCUCGGUAGAUGACGUCUUUGAGGAGGAUGUCUUUGUGGAAACACCUGAGAGUCUCCAUACAUUCACAGAAGGAAGAGAUGAUCUCAUCACUUCCUCAGAAUGUCACACAGAGUUAUCAGAAGACAUGCAGUGGAAAACAACUGGGAACGGAAGGGAAUGCAGAGCAGACAUGUAUCAGCAGGUGAACAAACAAUGGGAGGGCGGCAGGGAGGAGGAGCAGCACAGACACUUCACUGCACAAACUAAGAAGAGUCAAACAGAAGAAAGUGAAGACGAGGAGAAAACCGUUGGUGGAUUUAGAGAAAGUGCUGCUGGAUUAGAGGAGUUGAUCCAAGAGAUGUUUUCUGAUACGGAAGUGGUGGGGGGCGUGGAAGGUGGAGAAGAAGACUUUAAAGAAGAAGGCACAACAUCAGAGAUACAAGAGAAUGUUGUCACUGAGAAGAUGAUGCAUGUUUCAUGUAGAGAUACUGGUGAUGGAGAAGGAGGCAAAGAUGACCAAACGGAAGCUACAGGAGUCUGUGGGAUUGAGAACGGAGCAUUUUGGAAUGAUAAGGACGCCCAGUCCCGUCCAGAGCUCUCAGCAUCAUUACCAGAAGAACAGGAGAGCUGGAUGAAGGAGGGAAACCAGCUUGUCGCAGAAUAUGAGGAGAUUCCCGGUGUGCCUGAACUGGACUGUCAGAAUGAGGAUUCACCAGAGGCUGCUAAGAGGAAGGUCAGGUUCUCCACAGCACCGAUCAAGGUUUACAGCACAUAUUCCAACGCAGAUUACGACAGACACAAUGAGGACAUCGAUCCGGUGUCCGCUUCGGCUGAGUUCGAGCUGGAAAAGAGAGUGGAAAGGAUGGAUGUUUUUCCAGUGGACAUAGAAAAAGGAGUGGACGGACUGGGCAUUAGUAUCAUCGGAAUGGGUGUAGGGGCUGACCAGGGCCUGGAAAAACUGGGAAUCUUUGUUAAAACAAUCACAGAAGGAGGCGCAACCCACAAAGAUGGAAGGAUUCAGGUGAAUGAUCAGAUCGUGGAAGUGGACGGUGUAAGUCUGGUUGGAGUUUCCCAGCUGUUUGCCGCUACGGUCCUUAAAAACACAUCGGGCCUGGUCAAGUUUUUGAUUGGCCGAGAGAAGGAAGGGGUGGAGAGUGAAGUGGCGCGACUGAUCAACGAGAGUCUGGAAAUGGACAAAACAAAAAAGAGAGAACGCAGAACCAGUGUAGAUGAGGACAAUGAUGGCAAUGUGUCAGAGAGAGACUCAAUCUUUGAGGAGGAAGAAGGAGAGGAGAAUGAAGAGGAAGAGGAAGAUGUGUCUGUUUUGUCCAGUCUGGACAACUACCAGCUCUGUCUCAAAUACCAGCAGCUUCAGUCCAAACUGAGAAGCAGAACAGCUCAGCUGCACCGAGCUAAAGAGAAGUUAAAGGCAUGGGAGGAGCAGCGAGCCCGCUGGCAGAGCCUGAGAGCCGAGUUGGAACAAAGAGCACAGGAUGGAGAGGAGAAAGCAGAGAAACUAGAGAACUACUGGCAAGAGGCCCAAACGCUGUGCAAAGUCGUGAGUCAGCGACUGGCCGAUACCCAGGGCCAAACAGAAAGCCUGGAGAUCAAAUACAGCAAAGCCAAGAGACUGCUCAGAGAUUACCAGAGCAGAGAGGAUGAGAUGGACAAAAAACUUGCAGAUAUCACUAAUAACAUGGAGGAGAGAGAAAAGCAGCACAGAGAAACUGUAGAAAUGCUACAGACCCAGAUAGUGCAGCUUGGAGGAAAAGAGCCUGAACUAGAAAAAAGGAACCACACCAUUGACCCUUCAGUCACAGAUUGGUAUCUUCCAGUUCCUAAUACUGGACGUCUUGACUCCAGCGCUCACAUAGCACGAGCUCAGCUGGCCCAGAAAUCAAAACGCAACCCACCGUCGCGGGACAAACUCAAAGAGAGCUUCAAAAAACAGCAGGAGGAAGUCAUCAUUAAACCACAGGAGAGUCUCUCAAUGUCCACUUCCACAGUAGUCCAAAGCAACAGAAGUGACCGGUCCAGUACCUCCACUUCCUCAGCACUUAGUCCUCAGCCGAGCAGCACUCCCCUCUCAACCCCACCCAACUACAUCCACGACUCUACCACAUCCUCGCCACGCAAAUCCUCAGCAUCCAGAAAGUCCAGAAGGAUCUUUCCAAACUUGAGUGGCCUCCGGAAGUCGCUUGGCAAAAAGAGAAGUGAAAAAUGCAGCAGGUCAGCCAAAAGCAGUGGAUCGUGUGGUGAUCUAAUCGACGAGCCGCCAGAGGUUUCCCCGUCUGGCUUGUUCAACUCUGUGCCCUCCUGCUUGCACCUACCCUGGUUUGGAGACAGAGGGAAAGAGAAGGAGGAGGUAGAGCAAAACAGGCAAAGGUUGCGAUCGGUGUCCAGCAGCAGUUUGCCUCAUCUUACCACCGCAGACAGAAGAGAUCAGAGCAUUGGCUCUCCGGUGGACAGCUUCAGCAUGAUGGGCCACGUUUCUGAUCACUCCCUCUCUGGACAUUCUCACACUUGCACCUUUUCCUCCUCUGAGACGUUGGACGACUAUCCAAAUCCCAACAACAAUAACAAUCGCUGGCAGUGCCAGCCCGUCUCUGAGUGGAGCAACCAACAGGUGUGUCUGUGGCUGAUCAGCAUGAGCAUGAAUCGGUACACCAAAGAGUUCACUGCCAGACAGGUGGACGGCACGCAGCUGCUCCAUAUGGACAGUCAGAAACUCAAGGCUCUCGGUGUGUCGAGUCAAAAUGACCGCUCUUUCCUCAAGAAGAAACUGAAAGAAAUGAGAAGAGAGGAGAAGGAUCAAAGAAAAGAGGGAAAGAAGCUGAAGGAGGGCGGAGGCGGGGAGAGAGCAAGGAUGCUGAGUGACACGUCUGUAAAUGAUGUCGGCGGGUGCGGCAAAACCGUAAGAACAGAGUCCCUGUUGUAAAACCAGUUUGAGAGGUGAAAUCACCUGCAGCACCAGCAUUUUCUUUUGUGCUAGUAGAAAUGGAUAGAUCUACUUCACAUGUCUUGUUUUUAAAUGCUUCAUGGGGGGGCUUAUUUGAAUCUCUACCACAGAUUGAGUCCAGCAUCUUGAUUCAGACAAAUUAAAUGUACUUAACUGGGAAGUGUGUAAUUGCUCAUCUUGCAGCGGUGGGUUUUUAAUCAAGUGUUAUUUAUUCUUCACAUUAUUUUUAAAUGUGUGCUGAUUUUUGCACUCAGGAAUUUGCUGUAAAUGCUUUUUUUGUGUGUUUUAAUAAAUGGUUCAAACUGCA